Messenger RNA from Trypanosoma rangeli, 2151 nucleotides. RefSeq lists its product as uncharacterized. The transcript has a single exon. The coding region runs from base 1 to 2151 and encodes 716 amino acids. The record is from RefSeq and is a predicted model, not a curated record. Lineage: Eukaryota; Euglenozoa; Kinetoplastea; Trypanosomatida; Trypanosomatidae.
AUGCCCGUUGGGGCACCAACGCCCCCUUCCAACACCACUAACGGUGAUGAAUCAUACUGUUCCUCCGCUGCUGAUGACAAUGCACCAGCGCAGCGUGUGCGACUGCAGUGUGAAGAGGAAUUUGCCCUGCGGCUAUGGGCGGCGCGUGUUCGGUAUCUGGAAAGGGGGGAGCUGAAAGAGGAGGUGGAGAAACAUAUGCCCCAUGGCCCUGCACUUCCACCUGGUUGGUACCUCAACGUAAACGAUCCUGUUCUACUCACAUAUGAUCCAUAUUUUAGGUCUCAUGCGACCGUGGCUGACGCGAUGUCUGCGCCAAUCUUUAACACAAAAGAAGGACGAUACUACGCUGACAGCGCACUGCCGCUUUGCCGAGUGGAAGCGCACUCGCUCAAGUCGUACCCUCCUGCUGGAGGACAGGGUUUGACGGGGGAGAGCAAAAGGACUUUAGGGAGCGUUUGUCCAUGCUGCAGCAGCAACGUUGUGGCAACGCGCUGCAUUAAAGCGGGAGAGAUUAUUGCUAUGGAUGUCUCGGAGUUGCGGGUUGUGGAAGACGCGCUUGUGUGGCGUUUCUUUCCCAAUUCCGCGGCUUUCUGUAGGGAACAAAAAUGUGAGAAGAGUGGCAAGGCAGGGAAUGGCUAUACACAGGGGAAUAGCAGCAGAAGUGCUCUUCAAGCCUCGUCCCCCAGACUCGUGGCUGCCGCACGUCAGAUCAUACUUCAUGCCUACGCCAUAGGAAGCGGCGCCUCAGCUCUUGUGGAGACCGGUUUUUCCCAGUUGCUUGCAUCCUUGUUGCUGUCUUGUGGUGACAUGGAGCUGCUUCCGAGAGGGAACGAAAUAAGAAAGGCUCUCACAGGCUUGCAGACAAGCAGUAAAUUCCAUGCUAUUAAUACAUUGAAGCCAAGUACACUACUGCACCAAUCACAGCGUGCGGAGUCUCUCGUUGAGAGCUGGUGUUUUGCUCCGGUGGAGUCCGACCCUCGACUAACUGUGUUGCGUGGUGUUGCGUUGCUGCUACUUCGGUGUAUUCCACCGGUAUUGCUCUUGUGUGCCCGGAAGGAUCCGACUGCGGCAGGGGGGUGUCUUUCACAGGUGCAUGCCAACAAGUUCGUGUUACCGCACUACGGAUUUAUUCGUAGAAUGGGACUGCAUAAACCAGACCGUCUGGCGCGUUUACUGUUGUUUUUUUUGCGGAAUGCAGUUUCCAUUCAAGUUCCUGACCUUCCCAAAUGCAGUGGUUUGUUUCCAUUUCUUCGACGUGUUUCACAUGAGUGUCGACCAAAUAGUUUUGUGAUGUUUCUGGACUCACCUGCCUCGCAUGUUUGCGGCAAGGCGGGUUUUUUUGACUAUAAUACUACCGGCGCGCAUUCCGAUAAGGAGAAGAGGGCGGAAGCACCCUUACCAUGGGGGUUUCCGUGUUCGGAGCGGGUCUUUCUUCCAUCUGUCGCAGUUCUUGUGGCAUGCCGUGACAUUGAUCGCGGGGAACAUAUUUCUCGCAGCUUUUUUGAUUCAGUCUUCAUGACGCAGCCACAACGAUCGAAACUCACACGGCAGCUCUUUGGGGUGGCGUGUAGUUGCCGGUGGUGCGUGGAUGGGCCUGAUGUAGCGCGUGCCUUUCGAUGCCCGCAAUGCCCCCGUAACUGUGGUGUUAUUUGCCCCGUUGGAGAUGGCAGCCGCCUCAAGGAGUGGGUUUGCCUGCAGUGUGGAUAUCGUCCUGACGUAAGUGAGGUUCACCGUUGCCUUGACGAAGAGCAGGAGUUGACGGCCGUUAAGGCGGAUAAGAUGAGUGGCUUGGUGCGUCUAUUGCAGGCGAAGAACGUGCACUACAGUCAUGCCAUCGUUUUUCGUAAGAUAGAUGUGUGGUGUCAAAAGGCGUGGCAGGAGCAAGAUGCGUCGAUGUGUCUAGAGUACCUGGAUCUUAUGCAGAAAAGUGUCCAUCGUGUACUGGACCCGUGUGACCCGCAAAUGGCACAGGUGCAUGAAUUUGCCUCCCAAGUCAAUCAUGCGCUGGGCUCCGCGCACACCGCACGCUACGAGUACUUUAUUGCGCUACAGAUUCGCCUGCGUGCUGGUAUGCGCUACGCACAUUGGACCCGUAAAACAUGGUUCAUGGCGGCUUACAAGCCACUGGAUGAGUUUUUGGAUAGCGUCUGA